Molecule: messenger RNA, 813 nt
Organism: Racocetra persica
Lineage: Eukaryota; Fungi; Glomeromycota; Glomeromycetes; Diversisporales; Gigasporaceae
Source: the annotation of a GenBank genome assembly
AUUAUUUUGUCCAAGAACAUUCUGAUGAGUUAUUUGAAGAUUCUGAACCUGAACAAGUCACUACCUAUUCUAGCAAUAAUGAGGUUUCAUGUGCUGAUGAAAUUCCACUUGUAGAAAAUAAUUUGUUUGUAAGUGAAGGUUCAAAUAUAGAAGAAACUUUAUCUACUGAUGAAAUUUCAACAAAUAAUUUAUCAGCAAAAUGCAAUAAUCAUGAAUUUUCUGUUUGGACAUAUUUUGAAAAACAGAAAACUCAAAAUCAAAAAAGUACAACAACAAAUUUAUUAGAUCAUCUUCAAAUAAAGCAUAAUAUAACUAAGAAAAGCAAAUAUCAAAAAUAUAUUCAACAGAGUUCUAAUAUUCAUAAAAAAAUUAUUCAACAAAAGAUUGAUGCUCUUUUAGUAAAACCACAUAAUUCAAAAAAACAAGAAAAAAUAAUUCAGAAGCUUUUAAAAUUAAUUGUAGGAGAAGAACUUCCUUUUAUUCUUAUAGAACGUAGAUGGUUUAAAGAAUUUGUUAACUAUAUUGAUUCUCGUUUCAAAAUUCUAUGUGUCAAAACUUUUUCAAAAUAUAUAUCUCAAUCAUAUGAAUAUAGUACUUCUUUACUUAAGCAAAUUUUAGAUACAAAAAGAAUUGCACAAUUACUUGAAGCUGCAAUAGAAAAAUGGUCAAUUCAAAAUAAAGUUAUUAUAGUAUCAACAGAUAACAGAUCUAAUAUCAAAGCUGUUUUUCAUCAUCAUCUUUCUCAUAUAAUUAAUAUUCUAUGUAUUGUACAUACACUUCAAUUAAGUAUUAAACAGGGUAUUAUAGCUGCUA